AUGGAGGAAACCAAAGUAGCAAAAACCUUCCCAGUUAAACCAAAUCUCAAAACCAAACCACGAACUCCAAAACAAACUUCCGAAUCAAAAUACUGGUCCUCCUUCAAAACCCAACAAAUCCCUAAACUCCUCUCCAUCCCUUCCAUCACGUUUUCACCAACUCCACCUCACUCCUUCGUCGCUGCUAACUCAGCCUCCCUCUCGAUCUUCAGCUCCAAAACGCUCUCCCAAACCGCCACCAUCUCCUCCUUCCUCGACGUCGUCUCCUCCGUUUGCUUCCGUAACGACGGACGUCUUAUUGCCGCUUCUGACCUCUCCGGUCUCGUUCAGGUCUUCGAUGUCAACAACAAGCGUACUUUUCUCCGUCGUCUUCGAUCUCAUAAUCGCCCUGUUCGGUUUGUUCAUUACCCUCACCAUGAUAAGCUUCAUCUUAUUUCCGGCGGUGAUGAUGCGCUCGUUAAGUAUUGGGAUGUUGCGGAGGGGACUGUGAUUCAUGAGUUUUAUGGCCAUAAGGAUUAUGUCAGGUGCGGUGAUUCCUCUCCGGUUAAUUCUGAUACUUUUGUUACUGGUUCGUAUGAUCAUCUUGUUAAGCUUUGGGAUGUUAGGGUUAGGGAUUCUUCGAAAUCUGCAAUGGAUUUUAACCACGGGUGUCCUGUGGAGGAUGUUGUUUUCUUGCCUUCGGGAGGGAUUAUUGCCACGGCCGGUGGGAAUUCUGUUAAGCUUUGGGACUUGAUUGGAGGUGGGAAGCUUCUGUAUUCCAUGGAGAGUCACAACAAGACUGUGACUUCGAUUUGUGUUGGUCGAAUUGGGAAGGAUUCUGGAGAUGAAUCGAAUCAAAAUAGGAUAAUGAGUGUUGGUUUGGAUGGUUAUUUUAAGGUGUUUGACUAUGGUUCUAUGAAGGUUACUUAUUCAAUGAGGUUCCCUGCACCUCUUUUGUCUCUUGGCUAUUCGCCAGAUUGUGCUACUAGGGUGAUUGGAACUUCCAAUGGAAUAAUUUAUGCUGCAAAGAGGAAGAUAAAGAAGACCAAGAUUGGGGAGACUGGGAUAGAGGAGACUGGGAUUGAGGAGACUGAUAUUGAGGAGACUGAGAUUGGGAAGACUGAGAAGAGGAAGAUAAAGAAGACUGAGAUUGGGGAGAGUGAGGAUAGUUCAUUUUGGAGAAUUAGGCCUGUGGAGAGUAAUGAGAAGAAGGUUUUGACAAGUAAUUACUAUAGGUAUUUUCAAAGAGGGCAAGGAGAGAAACCAUCUGAGGGUGAUUACUUGGUUAUGAAGCCAAAGAAAGUGAAGUUGACAGCACAUGAUAAGCUUUUGAACAAGUUUAGGCACGGGGAGGCUCUAGUGUGUGUAUUGGAAGGUAAGAAUCCUGGCUAUGUGGUUGCGGUAAUGGAGGAAUUGGUGUCUAGGAAGAAACUGUUGAGGUGUGUUUCUGAUUUGGAUUUGGCGAACCUGGAACUGCUUUUGGCUUUCUUGCAUAAGUAUUGUACUGUGCCUAAGUAUUCUAGGUUGUUAUUGGGAUUGGCCAAUAAGGUUGCUGAAAUGAGGGCAGAUGAUAUUAGGGCUUCUGAAGUUCUCAAGCAACAUAUAAGAAAUCUCAAGAGCACGGUCGAGGCGGAGAUACGGAUUCAACAGUCCUUGCAAGAGAUACAAGGGAUAAUUUCUCCUUUGUUGAGGAUUGCUGGAAAAAGAUGA
Lathyrus sativus (Indian pea) is the source of this 1689-nucleotide messenger RNA. NCBI's taxonomy places the organism in Eukaryota, Viridiplantae, Streptophyta, Magnoliopsida, Fabales, Fabaceae. The record is from the annotation of a GenBank genome assembly.